AUCGAUAGUUAUUUUGACAAAACUUGUAAGCUAUACUUAAGCUCUCUGCAAAUCAAACUGUGCAACAAACAAGACUUGGAUUUCCAAUAUUCAAGUGCAGAACAUUCAUGCAAUAAGCGGCGUCUUAGGAAGAAAUACCUAAGGGGCUUUAAAGAACAAACAAAAUACAACGCAUCCGAUUUAGAGUCCAAUUGAAUUUCACAAUGGGCAAAGACUAUUAUAAUAUUCUGGGUAUCAAAAGGACGGCAAAUGAUCAUGAAAUCAAAAAAGGCUAUAAGCGAAUGGCGCUCAAGUACCAUCCCGAUAAAAAUGAUCAUCCACAGGCAGCCGAGCGUUUCCAGGAGGUUGCCGCUGCAUUCGAGGUGCUCUCAAACAAAGAAAAGCGCGAAGUCUACGACAAAUAUGGCGAAGAAGGGCUCAAAAACGGCACCGAGCAAGAGGAUUAUGCACAGCCAUCAUCGGACAUGCUGCCAUUUAUGUGUGCAGUCGGAGGCACUGUUUUGUUCGCUUUCGCGGCAUUCAAGACAUUUCAAUAUUUUACCAAGAAGAAGGAUUCCGGACGCGAAAGUGAUUCGUCUUCGGAGUGACGGACAUUAAUUGUUAUCGAAUUUAGGCGUCCAGCGACUCCAUGUUAACAAAUUGUUUGAAUUGUGAAUACAUUUUAUAUUUGACUUAUUAAAUUAUUAUUAUCAACAAUUAGAGUACUAGCUACAAUGUACACGAAUCGAUAUAUUUUAAUUGCUUAUCUUUUAUCAUUGGCAUUACUGCUGGCCUAUUGCUAAAAUAAAUCGGUGAAUUCCCAUAAUUUA
Molecule: messenger RNA, 809 nt
Organism: Drosophila grimshawi
Lineage: Eukaryota; Metazoa; Arthropoda; Insecta; Diptera; Drosophilidae
Product: dnaJ homolog subfamily B member 4
Exons: 1
Coding region: 204-587 (127 amino acids)
Cellular component (GO): endoplasmic reticulum
Molecular function (GO): protein-folding chaperone binding; misfolded protein binding
Source: RefSeq, a predicted model, not a curated record